Molecule: messenger RNA, 576 nt
Organism: Chelmon rostratus (copperband butterflyfish)
Lineage: Eukaryota; Metazoa; Chordata; Actinopteri; Chaetodontiformes; Chaetodontidae
Product: gamma-crystallin 2-like
Exons: 3
Coding region: 1-576 (191 amino acids)
Biological process (GO): visual perception; lens development in camera-type eye
Molecular function (GO): structural constituent of eye lens
Source: RefSeq, a predicted model, not a curated record
AUGACUGCCAGAAAACUGUCAGUGCUGAAUGUGACACACUCAUCUAUUCUGCUCCAUCAGAUUAUCUUCUAUGAGGACAGGAACUUUGGAGGCCGUCACUAUGAGUGCAUGGGUGACUGCGCUGACCUGCACUCCAUGUUUGAUCGCUGCCGCUCCAUCCGGGUGGAGAGUGGCAUGUUCAUGAUCUACGACCGUCCCGGCUUCAUGGGAAACCAGUAUUUCAUGAGGAGGGGAGAGUACGCUGACUACAUGGGCAUGACUGGGCUGAAUGACUGUGUCAGGUCCUGCCGCAUGAUCCCCAUGCACACCGGCAGCUUCAGGAUGAGGCUGUACGAGCAUUUCGACAUGGGAGGCGAAAUGAUAGAGCUGAUGGACGACUGCCCCAACCUCAUGGACCGUUUCCACAGCUCCAACUUCAACUCCUGCAAAGUGAUGGACGGCCACUGGCUGAUGUACGAGCAGCCGAACUACAGAGGACGUCACUACUACCUGAAGCCCGGCCAGUACAAGAGCUUCAGUGACUGGAGGGGCAACAACUCCAGGGUCGGCUCUGUCAGGCGACUCACGGAUCUCUAA